Triticum urartu is the source of this 1068-nucleotide messenger RNA. RefSeq names its product dephospho-CoA kinase. Gene Ontology annotation, molecular function: ATP binding; dephospho-CoA kinase activity. NCBI's taxonomy places the organism in Eukaryota, Viridiplantae, Streptophyta, Magnoliopsida, Poales, Poaceae. The record is from RefSeq and is a predicted model, not a curated record. Gene Ontology annotation, biological process: coenzyme A biosynthetic process.
GACGUCGUUGAAAUCUUCUCCUCUAUUUUGACUCUCUCUCUCUCUCUCUCACGACUCACCCGUGACGGCGGCGGCGUCCGGCGGCCGACCCCGCGACCCGGCGCCGGCACGGCGAGGAAGAGAGGCUCGCGGCGUGGAGAGGUCCCUCUGCUUCGGCACCACGCGCGGACGCCGCUCGGCCUCGAGAUCUCAAGAUGCGGCUGGUCGGCCUGACGGGCGGGAUCGCCUCGGGGAAGAGCACCGUCUCCGGCCUCUUCAAGUCCGCCGGCGUCCCGGUGGUCGACGCCGACGUCGUGGCUCGGAAUGUAGUGCAGAAAGGUACUGGAGGUUGGAAGAAGAUUGUGAAAGCUUUUGGGAAUGGCAUUCUGUUGGAAAAUGGAGAAAUUGACAGAGCUCAAUUGGGUCAGGUUGUUUUCACUGACCCAGAAAAACGCAAGCUUCUAAACCGUCUUCUGGCCCCACACAUUUCAUGCGGUAUAUUCUGGGAGAUACUAAAACUCUGGGUGAAGGGAUGCCUGGUUAUUGUCGUCGACAUCCCGCUCCUGUUUGAGACAAAGAUGGACCGAUGGACGGACCCCGUGGUUGUCGUAUGGGUGGAUCCCAAAACACAGAUCGAGAGGCUCAUGUCAAGAGACAGUUGCGGCCAGGAACAGGCUCAGGGCAGGAUCGACGCCCAGCUUGCGUUGGACUGGAAGAAGUCGGAAGCCGACAUAGUGAUCGACAACUCCGGCUCGCUGGACGACACGAAAGAGCAGUUCCAGGAAGUGCUGAAGCAGGUGUCUGGUCCCUUGACAUGGAAGGAGCGCAUGAUGUCCAGGGAUGGCCUUCUCUCUAUCGUCGUGUGCACGGCGGCGGGGGUUCUACUUGCUCAGAAGAAUCUGCUGUGAUCUUUUCACGCUUAGGAAGUUAAGGUAACUAGGAUUGGACUAAGAUUGAUUGGUUGAAAAUUUCGAAGGGUCAGUGCAGAGCACUAGGCGAGCACGAUUACUGUCCUGUCAUGUCUGGAGUUAUUAUACCACAAGUGCUGAAUUUCGAGUGAAAUAAAAUUUGUAACUGCUUGCUUGUGCA